AUGUCCGUGGCUUCGUCUGACUCGGGGGCGGAGUACCACGCGUACUCUGAACGGACGCUGGCCGUGAUCAAGCCGGAGGCCUAUGAGGAUGCCGAAGCUAUAGAAAACCAUAUAAGGAACAAUGGGUUCACUAUCCUUGCGAAGCGUAUAGUCCGCCUUACUCCCGAGCAAGCGGCGGAGUUGUACAAGGGCCAUUACGGACGCCACCACUUCCCACACCUCGUGGCGCACAUGUCCAAUGGCCCCAUCAUUGCUCUCGUGCUGGCAGCUAAGAACUGUAUACAGAAGUGGCGGACGCUUAUGGGCCCUGCUCGUGUAGCAGAAGCUCAGGCUUAUUGGCCAGACAGCCUACGCGCGUGCUACGGUCGCCGCACGCAGUACGGCGACUAUUUCAACGCGGUGCACGGCAGCGAGAACCACUCGGAGGCGCUGAGAGAGAUACACUUCUUCUUUCCUAGCAUGAUCGUGGGCCCAAUAACCCGUCACUGGCAGGUAAACGACUACAUCCAGAAGCACAUAACACCUACUUUACUGCCGGCUCUAACGGCACUAGCUCAUGAGAAGCCGGCUGAGCCGGUGCUGUGGCUGGCUGAAUAUCUGCGCCGGCACAACCCUAACGAGCCGGAGUUGGCGCCGCAGCCGCCCGGUCAGCGCGAGGAGAGGCGCUGUCAUACGCCGCUGCCGUCCGAGGAGUCAUUGCUCAAAUGA
This is a messenger RNA of Ostrinia furnacalis (Asian corn borer), 708 nucleotides long. RefSeq names its product nucleoside diphosphate kinase homolog 5. Gene Ontology annotation, biological process: negative regulation of oxidative stress-induced intrinsic apoptotic signaling pathway; cilium movement. The coding region runs from base 1 to 708 and encodes 235 amino acids. The transcript has 4 exons. Gene Ontology annotation, cellular component: cilium. NCBI's taxonomy places the organism in Eukaryota, Metazoa, Arthropoda, Insecta, Lepidoptera, Crambidae. The record is from RefSeq and is a predicted model, not a curated record.